CCCCGCAGGCCGUCUCUCUCGCACUCGCGGCUCGCGGCGUGGGGCCGCGGACGCUUCACCCCGCGUGGUACUCUGCAAAUAAUUAGUCGAGUGUGAGAGGGCGAACGCGUUCUGGGAAGGGCUGGGCGCUUCCGCUGUCUCGCUUCACUGGACCACACUGUACGCCGGCCGGGCUGCCGCUGGCUGCCGCCCCCGCAGGGCAGGCCGUCGUGGUGUUUCAUCCAUUUGGCUCGCCUUGUCGCCGCGAGGGCAGUGUGGCAGUGUGCACAGUGUGGGAGGCGGCAGGCCCGAGGCCCGCGAGGGACCCAGCGAGGAUGGGGCCGGCGCAGUCUUAGAUUUCGCUCCAACUAGAGCUAGGCGGCCCAAUUGUCCCGGCCUCAGCCAAGGCCCCGGCACGACGGCACGAGAGGAGGAGGGCUCCAGCGAGCUCACGGCGUUCGUGUCUCGUUGUAGUGCUGCGAGUUGGAUCUGAGGGUGGCCGCUGCUGCCCGUUCAAACUGUGGGUGCCAAGUAUAUGUGGUGGCUCGAUGGACUCGAAUCCAGCCAUCUUAUGGAAUGGGUUCAGCCCGAGAACGACGAUGGGCCGCUUAAUGAGGAGGCUGGCCGUGAGGAGGAAGAAGAGGAGGAGGAGGAGGGUGAGCGGGAGAACGGAGGCGUGCCCGCGUGGUCAGCUUCGUUCGAACGUCUCCUCGAGGACCCGGCGGGACUGCAUACAUUUGCUGAAUUUUUGAAGAAGGAGUUUUCCCAUGAAAACAUCUACUUUUGGGUGGCUUGUGAGAGAUACCGGCAUAUUGAAAAUGCCGCCGAACGCAUGUCUGAGGCUCAAGCUAUAUUUGACAAACACCUUUGUUUAGGUGCCCCUGAACCUGUCAAUGUAGAUUCACAUGCUAGACAAGUCACUCAGGAACAAUUGGGAAAUGCACUGCCGGAUCUGUUUUUGCAGGCUCAGAAGCAGAUAUUUAAUCUAAUGAAGUUUGAUAGCUAUCCUCGUUUUAUAAAGUCAGAACUGUACAAAGAGUGUCUUCUUCGUGAGAUAUCUGGUCAAGAGUUGCCUUUCAAUGGUAGUACUGAAUUAGACCAAGGGCUGAAACUGGAGCGGCCAAAUAAGUUAAAAAAGAGCAGGAGUGAUGCUGAAGAUCGCCGCCGAAAGUCUCUGUUGCCGUGGCACAGGAAAAAUCGGUCUAAAUCAAAGGACCGUGGUGAAUCUGAAUACUCCAAGGCAAGAACGCGAAGGGAACAGUUUGAUACUGUUUCUAUUCGGUCAGAUGUGACUAGCAGUCGUUCAUCUUUGGCAUCAUGGGACCUUGCUCUAAGAGGCUCUCUUAGUAGACAAUCUGUAACAUCUGGAGAUACUUCUGAACGAGAAAAUUCGUCCCUCUGUCGUGUGAUCCUGCCGGACGGGGCCACCACUGUUGUUCAGACUAAAUACAAUGAAACAGUAUCAGACCUAGUUCAGAGACUGUUAGAAAAGCGGGGACUUAACUACCAGCACUUCCAGGUCUUUGUUGGGAGCAACCCAAAAGCUGUUGCUCUGGAUGAAGUUUCUUCAAUUCUGAGCAACAAAGAAGUGAGAGUAGAACCAAGAGUAGUUUUCCGUUUAGAUCUACCAAAUCGCAAAACAGUUGGAGUGAAGUCUAGGCCAGGUAAAACUCUAGGAGAGGUCUUGCGGCCCGUGUUGCACAAGUAUGGCUACCGGCUUCACUUGGUGACCGUCUGUUUGAUGAGUGAAAAUGAAGUUGUUAGCCUGGGAACUCCUGUCUCAUCAGUUGACAACCAGCGACUUCAAGUUCUCACUCGCAGCCCUGAAGAGGUUUCACUUGCUACAAGAGCAGCUCAUUCCACUUCAGGAUUAAAUGGAACGUUAUUGAAUAAUUCCGUCAGUAGCACUACCUCCACACUAAUGGCAGCUCCACCACCUCCUCCCCCCGCCACGCCUUCUGCAUCACUUGACGAAAUCACCAAUCGUGUUUUUGAGGAGCUUCUACAAGGCAAAGCCACCCCCUCAACUCGCCCUGCUUCAGACCAAGGCUCUGUUCGGUCUGAAGAUUGGGGCUCCGAACAUUCAUCUGGUAUCUUUGGCCGUUUCUUAAGAAGAGAUUCAACAUAUCAUGACAAAUCUAAAGAUUUUAGGGGGAAAGGAAAUAAAAAGUUUUCAAGCAGUGCGGGCAGUGCCAAAGGUUCCAAUACAACUAUUUGCAGUGUGGGAUCGACCGCACCAACCAAACCAGCGCCCCCUCCCCCUACUACCAAACCACCACUGAUUGCCAAGUGGAAACCUGGUGCUAAAUUAUUAGGACAAUCCGAAAGUGAUGAGCUGUAUGAAGGCCUCAAGAGAGCUCAAAGAAGUCGGCUGGAAGACCAAAGAGGAACUGAGAUCAAUUUUGAGCUGCCUGAUUUUUUGAAGGAUAAGGAGAAUGCUCCUCAGAGCUCAAAGAAGCUAAAAAAAUUCUUGCAGCCCCGGAGGGAUGGUACCAGCAGUGUCUCAGGCCAUGAGGCUCAGAGUGGAGCUUCUAGCAAUGACAGCAAUCGUUCCUCUUCCCUCAAGCACAACCACGCGACCUACAGCCUGGACAGCCUGCUCGGGGUGGGGCACUGUAACGGCAACGGCAGUGGCGGCAGCGAGCCGGACGUCCGCCUGGCUUUGACGUUGACGUCGCCCUGCAAGCCCUGCGCCGACAGGGACAGGGACAGGGACUUGCCGGCCAUGGCCAUGCCGGGCUCCGGCCCGGAGGGUGAGGCCGCUGGCCCAGGCUCGCACCAGGGUCUGCUGGGCCGCGGCUUUGACGGCUUUGGCCCGGACUCGUACGCGGUGCUUCCCUCCCCCAGGCAGGCUGAGGAUUAUUUCUCAGGUUGCUUGGCAUCUGACAACUCACCCUCCAGUCUUCCUGUCCUGUCGCGACUCAGUGACCCACCUCCACUUCCCCCCAAGCCCAAGUACCUGCGAGCCCCUGCCCCUGCACCGCCCAGAGUUCCAGCGGGAGAAAUUACAAAUCGCCAGGAGACUGUUAUGCCAUUGAUGCCCCCGCCAUCUCAGCCCAGACGCCCCCUAUUUAUGGAAGAGAAUGUGAGCAGUUUUGUUUGAAGUUGCUCUUGUGGUUGUGAAAAUUCUGCAAUUGAACCUAACAUCAUCUCCAAUAGUAAUGUUUAAAAUAUCAUUGUGUAUGAUUUUCGAUACUCCUUCCUCUUUAUUACAGCUGUUCCUUUUGAAAAACCCACAGCAGUUAUGAUUAUGAAACAACAAAAAUCUUACUGCCAAAGGAAGUGUGUUUUACUUGUAUGUGUGUGUAUUUGAGCCGAACUAAUUUUAUUUUGUGUGACUGUAUUAUGUUAAGUGAAUUGCUUUUGCCAUUCAAGUCUGUAAAAUAAUUGAUGACAUUCUUGAAAAAUGUCUUAAUUGCCAUCUGUGAUUAUUUGGUGCAGCCAUAUACUACAGAUAAGUUGUGAAUAUAGUUUUGUGCUCUCAACAUCAGCCAUUUAUGUGAAUGAAUGAUGCAAAACAUAUCAGAUGAUUUUAUUUAUUGUAAAUAAAUAUAUUGUAAGAUAAUCACUUGUCACACUCGCCCCCAGUACAUUAUUUUUUUCCAUGAUAAUUGAAUCUCCAUUGCUAUAAAUAUUAAUUGCAUUUGCACAGUUGGCCUUUGCAUUUUGGAUCAUCUUUCUAUUUGAAGACUGUUAAAUUAAUUGACUCCCACUCUGCGGAAUGUAUAUCCAUCAUGUUAGUGGGUUUUGUUGUGAAUUUGUUAGGAUGUUUGUUCUGGAAUUUAUUUAUUAUUGUCCAAUGACUAGAUUCAGAAGCACUUUUUGACAGAAUGAUUGAGAUCUUUUGCUAUCUAAUUUACCACUAAAUGGUAAAGUACUGUUAUAUAAUGUACAAUGCUAACUUGAGCACUCCAGAAGCAGAGAGAUGUGUCCCAAUAAAAUUGUGGCUUGUUUCCUGUUGUGGGUGGUGAAUUAAUUUUGUUCUGCCUCAUGCUCCUGUUGAUACAUCUCUGUACUUCUGGGGUGCUCUACUUUGUUAUUAGAGAGCAUACUAUAUCAUUUUGUAUAGCUGAUGCUGUGUCAAUUUUAAACAAAGAACAGUUUGUAUUUUUAUGUCCGUAAGCUAAAAAUGAGUUAUUUAUUGCAGAAAUAUAAGACACUAUAUUGCCUGAUAA
This is a messenger RNA of Thrips palmi, 4154 nucleotides long. Its product is annotated as regulator of G-protein signaling loco-like. Gene Ontology annotation, biological process: signal transduction. The transcript is spliced from 15 exons. Bases 515 to 3082 code for a protein of 855 amino acids. NCBI's taxonomy places the organism in Eukaryota, Metazoa, Arthropoda, Insecta, Thysanoptera, Thripidae. The record is from RefSeq and is a predicted model, not a curated record. Gene Ontology annotation, molecular function: GTPase activator activity.